Messenger RNA from Lolium rigidum, 971 nucleotides. Its product is annotated as probable CCR4-associated factor 1 homolog 11. Gene Ontology annotation, molecular function: nucleic acid binding; poly(A)-specific ribonuclease activity. Gene Ontology annotation, cellular component: CCR4-NOT complex; CCR4-NOT core complex; P-body. Lineage: Eukaryota; Viridiplantae; Streptophyta; Magnoliopsida; Poales; Poaceae. Bases 1 to 873 code for a protein of 290 amino acids. The record is from RefSeq and is a predicted model, not a curated record. The transcript has a single exon.
AUGUUUUCGAUGUUUCCGCCGCCGCCGGCUUCUUUCCACGGCCGCGUGCCUCCGGCGCAGACCACGGACCACCCCGUCCCCAUGCCGGCACCACACGUCCCCGUCCUGGUGCACCCCGUGUGGGCCUGGAGCUUCCACCAAGAGGCGGCCAGGCUCCGCCACUUUGCCGAGGGCGCCCGGUACGUCGCCGUCAACGUGCACUACCCGGGCCUCGUCCACCAUCCCGGCAAGGACCAAGACGCCCUCACCGACGAGAAGCGCUACCCCAUCCUCAAGGCCAACGUGGACGCCCUCAAGCCGCUCCAGGUUGGGAUCGCCGUCUGCGACCGCGACGGCAAGAGCGAAGCUUGGGAGUUCAACCUCCGGGACUUCCGCCGCCACUCUGAUCCGCACGACGCGAGCUCCCUAGCCUACCUCGCCGGCCGUGGCCUCGACGUGGACACGUUCGCGAACCACGGCGUCGACGCCUGGAGCCUCGGCGCCAUGCUGCUGAGUUACUCCGGCCUCAUCGGGCCCUGGCGCGGUCUGUCGUGGGUCACCUACACCGGAGCCUACCACGUCGCCUACCUGCUCAAGAUCGUCACCGGUGGCUGCCCGCUACCGAACGACGUGGCCGGGUUCGUCAGCGCGGUGCGGCACUUCCUCGGCGACCAGGUCUACGACGUCGCGGGGAUGGCGGCUGACUGCCCGAAGUUGCCCGUUGGGCUGGAGCGCAUCGCCGCCCACCUCGGCUUCCAUCCGCCCUGGAACAGCCCCAGGCUCGCCGCCGCCGCCGGCGUACGCGCGCUCCAGGUGUUCAGGAGCUUGGAGGACGGAGAGCUCCGAGGCAAGGUCAGCAGAUACAGAGGCCUGCUUCAAGGCCUGCAUCACUAGUUCGAUCGGACACACACACCAACGAUCGAUCGAUGCCCUAGUCUGAGUCUAGUACAAGUUCGUGUCAAGUCUAGGAUUAGUGCUAGUCGGUUUGUGUU